Messenger RNA from Prosopis cineraria, 1094 nucleotides. RefSeq names its product MDIS1-interacting receptor like kinase 2-like. NCBI's taxonomy places the organism in Eukaryota, Viridiplantae, Streptophyta, Magnoliopsida, Fabales, Fabaceae. The transcript is spliced from 2 exons. Gene Ontology annotation, molecular function: protein kinase activity; ATP binding. Gene Ontology annotation, biological process: protein phosphorylation. Bases 2 to 988 code for a protein of 328 amino acids. The record is from RefSeq and is a predicted model, not a curated record.
AAUGAAGAUAAAAAACCAUGAUAGAGAAGCUCUAGCUCAAAAUCUGUUCUCCUUAUGGUGUUUUGAUAGGGAAGUUGUUCAUGAAAAGGUUGUUGUGGCAACAGAGGGUUUUAAUGACAAAUAUCUCAUCGGGAUGGGAGGACAAGGAAGUGUUUAUAAGGCUGAGUUACUCGCUGGUCAAUUUUUUGCUGUGAAGAAACUUCAUCCUGAUAGUGAUAGAGAUUUCUCCAACUUCAAAGCAUUUUCAAGAGAAAUUCAAGCAUUGACAGAAAUCAAACACCGUAACAUUGUGAAGUUAUUUGGGUUCUAUUCAAAUUCACGACUCUUCUACUUGGUUUAUGAGUUCUUAGAAGGUGGUAGCUUGGAAAAGAAUCUAAAAAAUGAUAAUCAAGCAGCUGCACUUGAUUGGAAUAGGAGGUUGAACAUUGUUAGAGGUGUGGCUUCCGGAUUAUUCCACAUGCAUCAUGGUCUCUCAUGUCCCAUAAUUCAUCGUGACAUAUCGAGCAAGAAUAUUCUCUUAGAUUCAGAAUAUCAAGAAGCUCACAUUAUUGACUUUGGAAUAGCUAAGUUUCUAAAACUUGAUGCAAGCAGCAUGACCUCAUUUAUUGGCACAUUUGGCUAUGCUGCUCCAGAGAUUGCUUUAACAAUGCAAGCAAAUGAGAAAUGUGAUGUUUAUAGCUUUGGAGUCCUUACAUUGGAAAUCCUAAUGGGAAAGCAUCCUGGUGAGUUUAUUUGUCCUAUGACAGAGAUUCCAACAUCUUAUGAUUUUACACCCUUUAAGUAUAUAUUGGACCAGCGACUUCCGCCACCGUCAAAUCUAGUUGUUAAGGAGGUAAUGUUGAUUGCAAAAAUAGCACUUGCAUGCUUGAAUGAAAAUCCACGAUGCCGUCCAACCAUAGAACAAGUAUCUUCAGAACUUACAAGGCCAAGCCCUUAUUCUGUGAACCAGUUUGACAACAUCACACUCCGACAACUGAUGAGAGUUUAAACUUCAUAUGUUUUGUUUCAUGUGCAAUUAUCAUUGCAAAUGUUUUCUUUUAUGUUUUGAUGUUUUUGUGAUUCUUGUAAUAUAUAUCUCUCUGUCGUAUGCUUGA